Schistosoma intercalatum is the source of this 982-nucleotide messenger RNA. Lineage: Eukaryota; Metazoa; Platyhelminthes; Trematoda; Strigeidida; Schistosomatidae. The record is from the annotation of a GenBank genome assembly.
UUUGUUGCUUUUAGAAAAUUUAAAUCGUUUCUCUUACAUAAUCAUCAAUUUUAUCACAAGGAACCACAGAAAACUUCGUGUAAUCAGUAUAUACAUAUAUGCUUUUCUUUUCUAACGCAUAAAUAUGAGUCAUCACACUUUGAUCAAUUGUUUUAAACGUGCCAUUGAACCAAAUUUUUCAAACAGUCUAAAGAAAUCAUCAACACGAUCAAGUAUGACAACAGAACAGCAAAAUCCAAUUGAAAUUGGUGAUGUAAUAACUCGUUCACCAAAAAUGAUUGAUAUUACAUCUAAAAUUGUAAAACAAUUCAAUGGAAAUAAUCAUAAACAAAAUAGUAUGAUAACAGUUAGAUCAGCAAAAGCAGAAGUAUUUAUAUGUAUUGAUGAUUAUAUAAAACAAUUCAUCCAUAAUCAAUAUAUGAUUACAGAUACUAAUUCAGAUAAGAUUAUUCAUGAUAAUAAUGAAAAUAAUAUUGAUGAUAAUAAUCAUACAGAUGAAUUAUAUGAACUUUUAACACCAAAAGGUGAUGUAUUUACAGUGGCACGUUUAGCUGGAAUACAAGCUGCUAAACAAACUUCUAAUAUUAUACCAUUAUGUCAUCAAGUGCCCUUAUCACAUAUUUCAGUCGAUAUUGGUUACAGAUUAGGUAAAAUUCAUAUACAAUCACAAGUAAAAGCAGUUGGUCAGUCUACCGGUGUAGAAAUGGAAGCAUUAACAGCUGUUUCUGUUGCUGCAUUAACAGUUUAUGACAUGCUAAAACCGUUACAAAAAGGACCAAUUAUUAUUGAAAAAAUUGAACUAUUAGAAAAACUCGGUGGGUCGAAAGGUUCCUACUUAAAACUUGGUGCAUCGAAGUAAAGAAAAGAAUUUAAUUAUCCAGCUUUGCUUUGAAUUCGAUUAUGUUUACAGUAUUUUGCAGACUUUGAUUUCUUUAUUACGAUAUGUUGUCGAAAUAGUUUGACUGUUAAAAGCAUUUUCAAA